This is a messenger RNA of Sorex fumeus (smoky shrew), 3421 nucleotides long. It is a transcript of the gene RANBP17, whose product is annotated as RAN binding protein 17. The transcript has 28 exons. Lineage: Eukaryota; Metazoa; Chordata; Mammalia; Eulipotyphla; Soricidae. Gene Ontology annotation, cellular component: cytoplasm; nuclear pore. Bases 140 to 3406 code for a protein of 1088 amino acids. Gene Ontology annotation, molecular function: small GTPase binding; nuclear export signal receptor activity. The record is from RefSeq and is a predicted model, not a curated record. Gene Ontology annotation, biological process: protein export from nucleus.
CGCGGGCGCCAGUGGCCGGGAACGAUCGAGGGCGCGAGGCGGCAGCCAGCGGCGCCGGGACCCCGAGAUCGGCCGGGGCUUCCCCGACCGCCGCCUCCGCCGCCCCCAGCCCCGCCGCUCCAGCUCGCGGCCCGGGAAGAUGGCGCUGCACUUCCAGAGUCUGACGGAGCUGGAGGCACUGUGCACUCACCUCUACAUCGGGACUGAUCCGACGCAGAGAGUCGGGGCGGAGAAAGCGCUCCUGGAACUCAUCGAUAGCCCAGAAUGUCUCAGCAAGUGCCAGCUGCUGUUAGAGCAAGGGACAACCUCCUAUGCGCAGCUGCUCGCUGCCACCUGCCUCUCAAAGCUUGUCGGUCGACUCAGCCCUUUGCCCGUCGAACAGAGGAUCGAUAUCAGGAACUACAUCCUCAACUACCUGGCCUCGCAGCCCAAGCUGGCUCCCUUUGUUAUCCAAGCUCUAACUCAAACCAUCGCGAAAAUCACGAAGCUGGGCUGGUUUGAGGUUCAGAAAGACCAGUUUGUCUUCAGAGAGCUUAUUGCUGAUGUGAAGAAGUUUCUUCAGGGGACCGUGGAACACUGCGUUAUAGGCGUGAUCAUCCUUUCAGAACUGACUCAGGAAAUGAAUCUGGUUGACUACUCAAGACCUUCAGCAAAACACAGGAAAGUAGCUGCCUCAUUUCGUGACUCUUCUCUCAGAGACAUUUUCGUGCUCACAUGCUCUCUCCUCAAAGAGGUGCUGGCUAAACCUUUGAAUCUGCAGGACGAAGGUCAGCAAAAUCUAGUCAUGCAGGUCCUGAAGCUGGUCCUCCACUGCCUGAGUUUUGACUUCAUAGGCAGUUCAGCAGACGAAUCUGCUGAUGAGCUUUGCACGGUGCAGAUCCCGACAACCUGGAAAACAAUUUUCCUGGAGCCCGAAACAUUGGACCUUUUCUUCAAUUUGUAUCAUUCACUACCUCCACUACUAUCUCAAUUAGCGCUCUCAUGUCUAGUUCAGUUUGCUUCCACGAGAAGGUCCUUAUUUAGCAGUCUCGAACGUGCCAAGUACCUUGGGAAUUUAAUUAAGGGAGUAAAAAGGAUUCUUGAAAACCCUCAGGGUUUGUCUGAUCCGGGAAAUUAUCAUGAAUUUUGUCGACUUUUGGCUCGUUUAAAGACAAACUAUCAGCUGGGAGAAUUAGUUAUGGUGGAGGAGUAUCCUGAGGUCAUCAGGUUGAUCGCUAACUUUACCAUCACUAGCCUGCAGCACUGGGAAUUUGCCCCCAACAGCGUCCAUUACUUACUGACCCUUUGGCAAAGGAUGGUGGCGUCGGUGCCCUUCAUGAAAUCCACGGAACCACACUUACUAGACACUUACGCACCAGAAAUCACCAAGGCCUUUAUCACCUCUCGGUUGGAGUCUGUUGCCAUCGUUGUGAGAGACCACCUGGAUGACCCCCUGGAUGACACGGCCACCGUGUUCCAGCAGCUGGAGCAGCUGUGCACCGUCAGCCGGUGUGAGUACGAGAAGACUUGCGCCCUACUGGUGCGGCUCUUCGACCAGAAUGCACAGAACUACCAGGAGCUGCUGGGCGCCCCAUCACAGAGCCAGGCCGGCCUGGCCGUGCAGGAAGGACGUCUCGCGUGGCUGGUCUACUUGGUUGGAACAGUUGUUGGAGGAAGAUUAACUUACACUAGCACAGACGAACAUGACGCGAUGGAUGGAGAAUUGUCCUGCCGAGUUUUUCAGCUGAUCUCGUUAAUGGAUACCGGGUUACCCCGAUGCUCUAACGAGAAGAUAGAGUUGGCAGUUCUGUGGUUCCUGGACCAGUUUCGUAAAACGUAUGUUGGGGAUCAACUUCAAAGAACCUCAAAGGUAUAUGCCCGUAUGUCAGAAGUCUUAGGAAUAACAGAUGACAACCAUGUUCUAGAAACAUUCAUGACAAAAAUCGUUACAAACCUCAAGUACGGGGCAAGAUGUGAGCCUAUAAUUUCAAGAACUCUGCAGUUCCUAAAUGACCUUUCUGUCGGUUAUAUCCUCUUAAAAAAGCUGGCCAAGAUAGACGCCGCCAAGUUCAUGCUGAGAAACCACACAAGCGAACACUUCCCUUUCCUGGGCAUCGGUGACAGGGACGGUCUGAGCGACCUGAGAUGCCGAACCACCUUCUACACGGCCCUCACCCGCCUCCUGAUGGUGGACCUAGGCGAAGACGAGGACGAAUUUGAGAACUUCAUGCUGCCCCUCACGGUCUGUUUUGAGACCGUAUUACAGAUAUUCAACAACAACUUUAAGCAAGAUGAUGUAAAGCGUAUGCUGAUCGGGCUGGCAAGAGAUCUUCGAGGGAUUGCCUCUGCGCUGAACACAAAGACCAGCUACACCAUGCUGUUCGACUGGAUGUACCCGGUGUACCUCCCGCUCCUUCAGAGAGCUGUCAAGCAGUGGCACGGAGAGCCAGCGUGUACCACGCCCAUCCUAAAACUCAUGGCAGAGAUGCUGCAGAACAGAUCCCAGCGUUUGAAUUUUGAUGUAUCAUCUCCUAAUGGAAUUCUUCUCUUCAGAGAAGCUAGUAAAAUGAUUUGCACUUAUGGUAAUCAGAUCCUGUCUCUCGGGACUCUCUCGAAAGCUCAGAUUUACCCGAUGAAACUCAAGGGCAUCUCCAUCUGCUGUUCGGCUCUCAAGUCGGCCCUGUGCGGGAAUUAUGUCAGCUUUGGCGUCUUCAAGUUGUACGGGGACGACCACUUUGACAACGUCCUUCAGGCCUUUGUCAAAAUGCUGCUGUCGGUGUCCCAUAGCGACCUGCUGCAAUAUCGGAAACUGAGCCGCUCUUAUUAUCCUCUCCUGGAAUGUCUCGCUCAGGACCACAUGAGCUUCAUCACCAGCUUAGAGCCGCCAGCGCUGCUGUUCGUCCUCACAUCCAUCUCCGAGGGACUCGCGGCGCUCGACACGCUUGUGUCUUCCAGCUGCUGCACCAGCCUGGACCUCAUCCUCACCUGCCUCUUCAAGCACAUCGCCAAAGAAGGCAAGCCAGGCCCGUGGGGCAGCGAGAGGCCCCGGGACGGCCAGAGGCUACUGCAGUUCCUACAGCAGCACCCCGACGUCCUACCACAGAUGAUGUCGGUCCUCAUGAGCUCCGUUGUCUUUGAAGACUGCCGAAACCAGUGGUCAGUCUCCAGGCCUCUCCUGGGGCUCAUCUUGCUCAAUGAGAAGUACUUCAGUGAGCUCAGGGCCAGCCUGAUAGGCGCCCAGCCGCCCCCCAAGCAGGAGCUGCUCGCACAGUGCUUCCGAAACCUGAUGGCGGGAGUGGAGCAAAGUCUCUCGGUCAAGAACAGAGACAGGUUCACCCAGAAUCUCUCCGUGUUCAGGAGGGACGUGGCCGAGGCCCUGCGCAGUGACGGCACUUCAGAGGCCUGCAACCUGGACAUGAUGAGCUGACCGGCCUGGGCGGGC